Messenger RNA from Juglans regia (Persian walnut), 1353 nucleotides. RefSeq names its product GDSL esterase/lipase CPRD49-like. The transcript is spliced from 6 exons. Bases 221 to 991 code for a protein of 256 amino acids. The record is from RefSeq and is a predicted model, not a curated record. NCBI's taxonomy places the organism in Eukaryota, Viridiplantae, Streptophyta, Magnoliopsida, Fagales, Juglandaceae.
UAUAAGGUUUGUUAGAGCUUAAUGUUGUUCUUCAAACAAAGUAAAAAACUGGAGUGUAUUUUUCACCUUUAUUUCGUGCGGCAAUGGUUUCACUGUGCUCCAAUUAAGGGGGAGACGCCAGGCAGUGGGCAGGGAUCAAACUCCCAUUUAGGGGAAAAGGAAAGUUGGUGUUGGCGUAGAGGAGACUGCUUUUUCAAUAAAGAACCACCUUUGGAGAGACAUGGUGGGACCAGCGAGGCCUCAGUUCGUUCUCUUCGGAUCCUCCAUUGUUCAACUCGGCUUUGGCCAGGGGGGUUGGGGUGCCAUUCUUGCUGAUAUCUACGCUCGCAAAGCAGAUAUUGUGUUGCGAGGGUAUUUUGGGUGGAACUCACGACGUGCUAUCCAGGUCCUUGAUCAAGUUUUUCCCAAGGAUGCUGCUUUACAGCCUUCUUUGGUGAUAGUUUAUUUCGGUGGUAAUGAUUCUAUGGGGCCUCACUCAUCUGGCCUAGGCCCACAUGUACCACUUCCUGAAUAUAUUGAGAACAUGAGAAAGAUUGCAACUCAUCUCCAGAGCCUUUCAGAGAAAACACGCAUCAUUUUCUUAAGUUGUCCUCCUGUCAAUGAGCACAAGAUUCACGGAAACACAAGUCAAUUUUUCAGUGAGCUAGUCAGAACAAAUGAGUUAUGCCAAAGCUACUCAGAAGCUUGUAGAAAGCUAUGUCAAGAAAUGGGCGUGGAAGUUGUUGAUCUAUUUAGUGCACUUCAGAAAAGAGAUGAUUGGAUGGAUGCUUGCUUCACAGAUGGGGUUCAUUUAUCAGCUGAAGGAAGCAAGAUAGUUGUUGGGGAGAUACUAAAUGUGCUCAAGGAAGCUGACUGGGAGCCAUGUCUGCACUGGAAGUCUAUACCGACCGAGUUUGCAGAGGAUUCGCCAUAUGAUCUUGUUGCUGCUGAUGGAAACACAACCUCGAAUCCUUCGGAGUGGACUUUCCACUGGGAGAAUCAGUGGGACUAGUUUGUAGAAUCCCGGAUUAACGAUCCUCUAGUAUACAUACCUACAUAUAAAGUUUAUGGACUAUAGAUCUUAAGUAAUACUAGGGACAAAUCUCAAAUGUACAAGCUUUGUGCAAGCCUUUUGUAAAACUGUGGGCCUCAUCAAGAAAAAAUGAGUUUUUCAUACUUUUCUAUGAUGAGGCCAUUUUUUUAUAAAGUAUUUGCACGAGACUUGUGCAUAUGAGGCUUAUAUAUAUCGAUCUAACUCUGAAAUUCGCUGAAUUCCAUUUCAGUUGGAGCAUUACAAUGUUAAAAACCAUAAGCUGCACUGAAAUCGGUUCUCCAAUUUUAUUUGAGAAUAUUAUCAUAAUCUUCUUCUUCUUC